Molecule: messenger RNA, 1935 nt
Organism: Phytophthora sojae
Lineage: Eukaryota; Oomycota; Peronosporomycetes; Peronosporales; Peronosporaceae
Exons: 1
Coding region: 1-1935 (644 amino acids)
Biological process (GO): proteolysis
Cellular component (GO): extracellular region
Molecular function (GO): oxidoreductase activity, acting on CH-OH group of donors; flavin adenine dinucleotide binding; protein binding
Source: RefSeq, a predicted model, not a curated record
AUGUUCGGAGGCAAGCCGUACCUGUGGGCCUGCGCGCUGCUUGCGUUCGCGUCUUCCAGUCUCGUCGUGGACGCGCAGUCGACGUACGACGCUAUUGUUGUUGGCAGUGGACCUGGUGGACUUGCUGCAGCCGAGUUCCUCUCGCGUGACCCGAGUGUCUCCGUGCUGAUCGUCGAGGCUGGCCCCAAGUCCCUUGCUGCUACCGGCGGCACUGUGAGCCCGGACUACGCCACCGGCAAGGGUCUCGCGACGUUCGACAUCCCUGGCGAAUACGAAGGCACCAUCUACAACUCCAAGUACUCGCAGUACCGUGUGGACUGGGUCAGCGAUACCUACCUGUGGCUCGGCAAGCUCGUCGGCGGCUGCUCGUCGAUCAAUGCCGCGCUUUACUUCCGGCCCCCGAACGAGUACGUGACCAACAUGCAGUGGCCGUUUACGGCGGAAUCCAUGGUCGCCAAGAUGGACGAGAACGAGAAGCUGCAGGGCCACACGGACAAGCCUUCGACGGAUGGCCAGUGGUACACGCAGGAGGGCUACAAGGUUGUGGCCAAGGCAUUCCUGGCCCAAGGUUACACUGAGAAGACGCUCAACGACGUUGCAGCACGCAACAACAAGCACAAGACCUUCGGCCACGCUCCGUUUGCCUUCAAGAACGGCCGCCGCAACACCCCCGCCAACUCUUUCUGGGGUGCUAUGAGCAAGCGCCCCAACGUGAAGCUCGUUACGGACACCAAGGUCGACUACGUCUUACACUCGGCUGGGAAGGCUACGGGCGUCGUGUACGGCGCCAACAAGGCUCAGCUCUCGAAGCGCGGUACGGUCAUCAUGGCUGCCGGCGCGCUGGGCACGCCCAAGGUGCUCAUCCAGAGUGGCAUCGGCCCUGCCGACCAGCUCAGCCUGCUCAAGGGCAACAGCAACUUCACCGGCCUCUCGCAGGGUGAGUUGAUCACAAACCCGUACGUCGGUCGCAACCUCUUCGACACUAACGUCGUCUUCGCCUCCUUCUCGCACCCGGACAUGAAGACCUUCCGCUACACAGACCACCCGUCGUGGGCCAUUGACCAGUACAUGAACAAGAACGCCACUGGCCCGUGGAGCAGCUCCGGCCCGGUGCUCAUCGGCUACGAAAACUUCAACGUGCAGGGCCGCGCGUACGAUUUCCAGACCACGGUGCUGACCCACGGCUUCGGCGAGUUCUCCAAGCGCGACGACGCGCUCACGAUCGCGUUGUACGUGAACAACCCCGAGGGCCGCGCAGCUUCGGGCUUCGACGGCAACGGCGCCUGGCACGCGUUCAAGGAAGGCACGCCCUUCUUCGGCACGAACCGCGACUUGGUGGCGAUGCAGCAGUACGCUCAGCACGUGGUGAGCGCCAUGACGGCCCAGGGCGCCACGUUCCUGUCCGGCGGCUCGGACGCCGCCGGUGUGGCCAAGUGGGUGGCCGCCAACGCCGGCCAGGCCACGCAGCACUUCGGAGGCAGCUGCUUCGCGUCGACUGACGCGUCCUCUGGAUCCAAGCGCUGCGCGGACAACAAGCUGCGCGUGCUGGGCACGAGCAACAUCUUCGUCGCGGACGCCAGCGCCAUGCGCGACGGCACGGUGAACCCCUUCGGCUUCAUCACGUACAUCGGGCGCGAGGCUGGUGGCCAGGCCGCCAGCUACAUCGCCGCGGGCGGCGUCGGCAGCGCCUGGGCCGUGCAGAAGCCCGCGCAGGGCGCCAGCUGCGGCAAGAUCGAGGAGAACGUCGACUACGCGGGCAACGACGUGGGCAGCGCCAGGAGCAGCUCGGCCGAGGGCUGCUGCUCCAUCUGCCAGACCACCGGCGCGUGCAAGGUCUACACGUGGACCAACUACAACGGCGGCACCUGCUGGCUCAAGAGCGCCAAGGGCGCGACCUCCACCAACGCCGGCGCGCGCUCGGCGGUGCUCAACUAG